CUGUCAUGAAGUGACCUUCCCUCCCUCUCUCUCUCUCUCCCUGCUGGUUUCUCUUUCUUCCUCCACUUCCCUCUCUGUCUGCUUCUCCCUUCAUCUGCAGAUGUGCAUGACGCAAAACCCUGAGGUUUAAACAUUAAGGACAGGGGACAUGCCACUGACACAGGACAACUCAGCGUAGAGAGGAGGACCAGUGCUGCUGCUGCUGCUGCUGCCGCUGCUGCCGCUGCUGCUGCUGUUGGGACUAAUGGAGUCGUCCUCUGGAGAUGUAGGAGGAAGCACCGAGGACGUUCCAGCAGGAAGCAAAAAGACCAAACUCAAGUCUCUGAGAACUCGUCUCUUCAAGAAGAGUGGGAGGACAGGUGAGGAGAGACACGACAAGCUCAGUCAGUCGGCCAGUGACAUCACUGCGGGAGAGGAACUCGGCUCAGAUGACGAUUUGGCAUGCUCUCACAGCGUUAUGGGCUCCCGAGCGUUGUCUCACGACAGCAUCUUUCUGGACGAUGAGGUCUUGACAGACACGGAACCGGCCCGGGUCUUAUCACAGGAGAAUGUCCACAGCAAGAUCAAAGCUCUGCAGACGAAGCUCCAGCAGCAGAAGAUGCACUUGGGGCCACCACCUCUGGUUCUGCCAGUCAGACGUCCAGAAGACGUGGGAAGCCACUUGGAGGAUGACGGACUUCUGUCCGGCUCGCCCAAGAUCACGGGAAGUGAUGUUACAUCCCAGGGAGUCUUUAGCAAGAACACAACCCGGCCAUCCUCUCCUCCCCUCUCACCUGUCCCUGUCCCUGCUUUGGCCAAGUAUGUUGCUCCGUAUCCCUCCCGCCCGAUUCCUGCUUCUGCGCCCUCCGUCACUGAGACCGCGCUGGACCUCAGUUCUCCAGCUCAGUUCACCCCCUGCCUGGACACUUCUGCUGCUCGCCACCGGAUGUCGGUGAAACCCAGAAACCAGAGGGCGAGCACCAAGAAGAGAGUCGCUACAACUGAUUCUAGGCUUUCCUCGUACACGCCGAACAACAGCGACCACUCCGAGUCAGUGAACGAAGAAGAGCUGCCACUUUGUGUUCAAGACAAGGUGUCACUGGAAACAGAUCAAGGAGAGGCUGACAUUAUCAACACAGCUCAACGUGCUCCUUCAAAAACCCCAGAAGUGGAACCAGUCGCGUCAGAAGCAUCAGCCAAAUCAUCUAGUUUGACUCUUUCCCAACCGGAGCCUGCUCCUCCUAGUAGAGCGCCUCCUGUCUCCUCACAUGUUCUCAGACUUAAGCCUCAAAGACCAGUGGGUGUAACAUCCAGUGAACGGCCGCAUUCGUCCUUUAUAGAGUCCGAGCUUAAAAGUAGAAGAGAGGCAGGCUUUGAGAUACAAGUUAUGUCAUAUGAGAGGAGGAAUACGCUAAAAAGAACUGAAGACUCCUCAGAGAAGCUCUCGGCAGUCGCCAGCUCGACCGUGACAUUUAGGCCUUCCGCUGUUCCCCAGGAGGUCCAAGACGAGACAGAAACCACAAAAGGUUUAAAAAGACCUGCCCCGGGAUCUGGAUCCUUCCAUUUCUCCAUCACCGCUGCCAGAGAACGAGAUGAAGCGAUACCCCGAUCAAACAGUUUUGUGGGAAUAAGGGAACAAGCCGAGGCCACGCAUGAAGGGAGAGAGGAUAAGUCCUCUUCAAGCCAGAGGGAGAAGGAAGAGCUCAGAGACCUACAGCCCAGAGGGAGCCCCUUUCCCUUUGCUGUGGGAAGAUUGAGACAAGAGGGAGCGCCACCCAAAAGUUCAGUUCUUCAAUGGGAUAAGAGGGGCAGCCUCACAAAAUCAGAAACAUCAUCUGCUUCUAAAAAUGCAGCUGCAGACACCGGCGGUUCAGUGGAGGUGGAGAAGAGCCAGAGGGAAGUGAAAAGGAAACUGGAAGAGGGGGAGAGGAGCCACAAGGAGGUGAAGAGGAAUCAGGAAGAGGUGGAGAGGAGCCUGAAGGAGGUGAAGAGGAGCCGAGAGGAGGUGGAAGAGGCAGUGGAGGCACAAGAGGACGUCCAGGAGGAGGAAGGAAAGAUGGCGUUUGGUGUCAAACUACGCACAACGUCUCAAUCAAGGAGAUUUCAGCGUGAUUCGGCUACCAAUCAUCUCACCAAGCCACCAUUGUGUGAAGACUACUGUGGCACACAAAACAAGCAGGAAGUCAGCGUCUCUUCUUCACCGUCCACUUCUGCAGACGUCAGAGUGACAGACCCGGCCCCAUCUGGCUUCUCCCUUCCAGUCAAGAACAACCUGCCAUCUACAGGCGAGUCCCACGUCAGGCCUGCAGAGGUUCGAGCAACCGCGUCGGACCACAGAGACGCUGAGACCGUCCUCGCUCCUCAACCUCAAACAGCCUCAUCUGAGGUUUCCUGGAUGAGCCUCGCACUGGAGAAGACCAGAAGCCUGCAGCAGCUCUUCACAAGCAGAUUCCCCAGAGACAAAUCAGGCGCCACUCAACCAGAAGCGCAGCCGACGAAUCAAACGGAGCCACAGACGUCCGCAAGUCCACCGUCGACUGAUUCGGUGAAAAGUCCAACUGUCAAACCGUCACAAGUGUCAGUGCACCAGAAGACAUCUGUGAUGUCUCCUGCCCUGUCAAAGGCUUUUACUGACGCACAAACGUCACCAUCUCAUCCACAUGACCAGACAAAGUCGUGGACAGCCCAGUCCUCCUUGCGCUCUUGCACACAAACUGAGUCCUCAUCUCCCCUGGCACAGGGCAGUGCCACCCACUGUCUUGCACAAUCUCAGCCGUCCUUAGGACAGCAUGCCACGCCGUCCCAGCAACCUCCGUGGAGCAACCGAGUUCUCCAGCAAACCAUUCAGCCCAGGUCCACAACUGUGGUUUCAAGCACCUCGUCGGCAACAGCUGCUCCUCCAGGAGGGCAGAAAGAAGGCAGCGUGCAGGAAAAAGAGGCUUCCUCAUCCUCAGACAGACGCGCAGUGCGGGGUGGGUCAGUGAGCAUGAGGGCUGCUUUUCUGGAAAGAAGGGCGGAGAGAACCUCGCCAACUGUGACCAAGGAGGUGGAUUUGAAGAAAGUUCAAACCGAGGCGCAGACAUUAGAUGAAUCUCCUGCAUCGGCCAAAGCAACACCUGUCAGCACAGACACAAAACCAGAAGGAAGGCAGGGGCUAAAAGCUGCAGAGUCAACCCCCACAGAAAGGCCACGUGAGGACAAAUGGAUCCGGAGAAACGUGGCCACUUCAUCGCCCUCAUCGUCCCCCACUCAGUCCACAACAGUCUUGCAGUCCAUGUCGGGCCACGGUCAACCGUCCUGGAUGGAGCUGGCCAAGAGAAAGUCGAUGGCCUGGAGUGACAAGACCAUGGACUGAAACACAAUGAGCUGAAUGUUUGAUCACUAACUGUAUGCUGUUUGUCUUUUAAUUGUAGAAAUUAUGUUGAAACGUAACCUUUCCGCCGUAACUUAUGAAUCAUGUUUUGUCAGAUUCACCAUUUCACAGCUGUUAAUACUUUACGUUCAAUAAACUUUUUUUUUGUUUUCUUA
Molecule: messenger RNA, 3507 nt
Organism: Solea solea (common sole)
Lineage: Eukaryota; Metazoa; Chordata; Actinopteri; Pleuronectiformes; Soleidae
Gene: cracdla
Product: cracd like a
Exons: 10
Coding region: 245-3334 (1029 amino acids)
Source: RefSeq, a predicted model, not a curated record